Molecule: messenger RNA, 3169 nt
Organism: Exaiptasia diaphana
Lineage: Eukaryota; Metazoa; Cnidaria; Anthozoa; Actiniaria; Aiptasiidae
Product: neurotrypsin
Exons: 10
Coding region: 236-1936 (566 amino acids)
Cellular component (GO): membrane
Source: RefSeq, a predicted model, not a curated record
UAUUUUCAAUCUUUCUGAGCACUGAGGAAAACAAUUUUUGGUCUACCUGUGCCAUUUUAUCAUUCCCAUAAUUCCUUUUUGACAAGGACAACAUGCAGAGGAAACCCAUGCCCACUGGAGACGACCGGCAUCUUUUUGUUUUUGCUACUCGGGGUCUGUAGUCUUAAAAGGGCGUUGAAUAGGGUUUUAAACAUCUCUUCUUGAUGAAGAAAUAAGGAAAUUAUCAUAAAUAAUUAUGAAAAUAUUUGCAAUCAUCCUGUGUUUGUGGUUUCUUGUAAAAGCAGAUUCCAAUUCUGAAAACAUUGUCCGUUUGGUUAAUGGUAAAACUCAAGACGAAGGUUUCAUACAGAUACGAUAUAAUGACACCUGGGGCACACUGUUGGACUACAGAAACAGUGAACCUUUGAUGAACGCUUUUGUGGUAUGUCGAAUGCUGAAUUAUACCAAAGCUAUCAAAGGAGAUGCAGUUUGGUAUAAUCCAUAUGCCGCUAACAGUACAUAUUGGCCGAGAGUUUUGAGAUGUACAGGAAGAGAGGAGACUAUCCGUGAUUGUUAUACUGCUAUUCCUAUUAACAUGGAUGGUCCAGUAAAAGAUCCACCAUAUAGUGCUGUAUAUGCUGUUUGCGGGAGCCUUUCAAAAGUUGACAAGAAACUUCAAGUCCGUCUUGUUGAUACAAUUCUUAAGAAUGUUGGUAUUGUAGAAACGACAUAUGCAUGGCCAUGGCAAAAGAUCUGUAUCGCCUAUAAUUGGGUAUCUGGAAUACAGUGGUCUAGCAAAGAUGCCAAUGUUGUUUGCAAGAUGCUUGGCUACAGACGUGCUAUUGGUGGAUUUAUAUACAAAAUUUCCAUGAGAGCAGACUCUUCUAAGUCUUUAGUACAUAAUGUAGUUUCAAAACAGUAUCAUUGCACGGGCAAAGAAGCAACGAUUGCAGAGUGUGCUCAAGUAGAUCGCAAGUAUUGCAGUAAAAGCUAUUUGGAUAGAAAUUACUUUGUAGGCGCAUUCUGUGAGAACAAUGAAAUUCCUCCAAGUGUAGAGUUCCGUAUAAGUGGCUAUAAAGAGCCAAAUAUUGGUUUUCUAGAAGUAAAACAUCGAGGUGUAUGGGCAACAGUGUGCACUACCUUUUCCGAACUUAACAGAACAGCUACUGAUUUCAUUUGUCAUCAACUUGGAUAUCUUGGAAGUGAUGAACUGUAUUUCUCAGGAAAUCGUCCUAAGAUUUUAAUAUCGUGGGAGUUGAAUAAAUCAUGUGCAAUAUCAAAGAGAGGGAACUGUUCCCAUGGUGACACAUGGAAGGUAUAUCAUCCUGGUCCAUGUGAAUAUCCUAAGAAGAUUGCAUGCAAAGUGGCUGCAGUUCCUCGUUACCACAUAAUCGAAGGUUGUCGACCAAGGCUAGUUAUCAAUCGUACAGGGCUGACUCUUAAAGAGAAACAGCUUAUCACUUAUUAUCAAGUAAUUGUAUGGCAACAUUUUGGUCCAGAACUUUCUUCAUUCUAUAUCUCUGGAAAUACAACAUUGCUGAACAUUGGAGAUAAUAAAACAUAUGUCAAGAAUGUGAACAGACCAUUCAAGAUAGGGAAACAUUAUGGUGUUCAACUGAGAGCUGUGUAUGAAGACGAGGAUGGGAGUCUUGGUUAUGGCCAUAUGCUAAACGAUUUUACAUACAACUUGCCAUCUUUCAAAGCAAUAAUAUGUCCUACAACUCAAGGUCCUACCACUAAUAUUCAAAGCACAACUCCUAAUGAGAAGGCUUCAGAUAUUGCUCCUGAAAGCAGCCAUCAACCGCUCAGAACCGGAGAGAUUGUGGGGAUUGUGAUAGGUGUGCUGUUGGUUAUUGCUAUUGUGGGUAUUGUGAUAUUUGUCUAUAAAAAUCGCAAGGUUCCUCAAGGGGCUGAAAACAUGAAACUAAAUCCUGUUCCAGAAAACCCAGAAUUGUAAUAAAUUUGCUCAUUUUAUUUAUAAUUACCAUGACUGUUACAAGUGCUUGCAAGUCUAUUGUAAUGCAAAUUUGCGGCAUUCAAAUUAAUUCUGACAGUUAUUUAUAUGAUUGCAAGGGAUCGCAAAUUGAUACUUAAAGUCAUUUUACACAAUGUCAUGGCCGCCUGAAUGACUUAGACGGCAAWGUUGACUCUUUGACUUAGACGACGACAUUGUCUGGUUUCCUAAUGGACUCAGACGGAAAAAUGACAUGAAGACAUUAAGACAAUGUCAUGGCCGCCUGGAUGACUUAGACGGCAAUGUUGACUCUUUGACUUAGACGACGACAUUGUCUGGUUUCCUAAUGGACUCAGACGGAAAAAUGACAUGAAGACAUUAAGACAAUAUAUAAUGUGAAAAUCCAAAGGCAUAACUCCAAUGAAUGCUGGUUAAAAAUGAUUUCUGAGGAAUAGGAGGUAAAUGAAUUCAUAGCAUUGUAGACAAAUUUUUUAAUUUUUAUAGGGUAUACACUCCAUGGAAUGUGUAUUGUUUUUUAUCCAAUUGUCUAAAAAGAUAAAUUUAACACUGUAAAAAAGUAGGUGAAACAAUUUACUGAUGUUCCGGACGUCAAUCCUUCAUCGGAGUAAAGAGCAACGAAUGAAGGAUUAAUGUCCGAAACGUCAGUAAGUUAUUUCACCUACUUUUUUUACGGUGUUAAAUUUAUCUUUUUACACAAUUGUUUCUUUAGAAUUUUUUAUCUGCUGGAUUAGGAUUUGUUAUUAAUAACACUAUUCACAAGUUCAUACAACUGGCUCCAGGUGUUUAUCAGUAUUACCAUACUAGUGGAAUACUGCAAGUCCUUUGUUCUGAUUGUCUAUGCUACACUGGGUCUAUUUUCAAUAGUCCUCGACUAGUGAAAACCGUCAACUUUGAUUUUUUUUUUAUUUAGAAGAGAAAUUCCUGUCAAUUCGAUGUGUUAAAGGAUCAUUUUAAGUUUUUAAUUCAAACCACCUUUCACCAGUGUGUAGUGAAUUGAUUUUUGUCAAACGAUGUUGGAGAUAAUUUAUGCAAAUUUAAUUAAAGCCAAAGCCAUAAGUGCAAACUAUUAGCAUUAAUAAAGACAUUUAGUUAUAUAUAUAAUUCCAUUCUUUUUUUUGUCCAACAAGUAUGGCAAUACUAAAACAAUUAGACCUUAUUGUAAAUACUGAUAUUGUGAAGUAGUCAAAAGGACAAAAAAUAAAAGACAGUACAUUA